AUGUCUCCAAACUACCGCGAUACUUCCAAUCCAUCAAUGGUAGAGUCAGUCGUUACUGCGAAAAAACCUCUUAUUCAGAGCAACCAUAAUACGAUCGAGAAAACAAAACCGAAAAAUUAUGUGUACGGUAAUAGACCGAAACGAACGCCUAAUAAAUCGAAAGAAAACGGUCAAAACUCGGCAAAACACGACAAGACAAAACGUCAAGGAGUAAGCAAUAACGACUAUAAAAAUACCACCUCUAUUUGCAAGCAUUACAGAAUUAUCAGAACAUCCUACGAAACCGAAAAACAUAAUCAACAACAGAAAACGACCGAAUCAAAUACGACAAUAACACGCAAAAUAGAUUAUUCUCGGUCAGAUUUUGAAGCAAAUGAUGGCAUAGACGACGUAGGAAUGAGAUGUUUCUGUUGGAAUACUACUGUCUUUGUAAGCUUAUGA
Molecule: messenger RNA, 441 nt
Organism: Paraglomus occultum
Lineage: Eukaryota; Fungi; Glomeromycota; Glomeromycetes; Paraglomerales; Paraglomeraceae
Source: the annotation of a GenBank genome assembly